Messenger RNA from Dermacentor andersoni, 8435 nucleotides. The record is from RefSeq and is a predicted model, not a curated record. NCBI's taxonomy places the organism in Eukaryota, Metazoa, Arthropoda, Arachnida, Ixodida, Ixodidae.
CGCAGCGCACGCCCUCCCGUCGGCUCGCUCCCUCUGGCGUUGCGGCGAGGCAAGAGGAGGCGGAGGAGGAAAACCUGUCGCCCGUUGUCCGCCGACUCUCGACUUGGGGCGCGCUCAGUCAGCAGUCGAGCGCCUGCGUCCGCGUGGUGCGUUGAACCGCGCGUUGGCCUAGGCGGCGCAAGUGCGGAAGCGAGCGGCACGGCCAGGCCUUCUCUGGGCUCUCGCCGCCUCGCGAUGUAAACAAGGGCCGCGUUGUUGUCGCGCGCCUCGCGUCACACGAGCGUGCUCGCCCCGAACGUCGGAGCUCACCGCGGGAACUGCCGACGCCGCUCUGCUCGUCCCUUCCUCGAGACGAACGCCUGAACUCUGUCGAGAGGCCUCGGAUAUCACCUCGAGUCUACCGUUUUGUUGCUGCACGCCGACGUUGUGUGGCCGCAGAGGAGCGAGUGACCGGUGCGACGGGACUGGACUCUGCGUCCCGAGAAACGUGGACCGGUCGGAGCGGAUCUGAACGUGGCAGUGGGUUUCCCUUUGCACUCGACCGUCGCAUGUGUACGCUGUUUGGUGAAAGUGGUGGCCAGCUUCCUUUGGCCUUAUUUCUCGCUUGCCUCGAAGUGUGACGCAGCAACUGCGGAUACCUUGAGGGGACGUAUCUUCCCCCUCUUCUGCUGUGGUCGCUGCCUUUGGGGAGACACUGAAAGCAGUGAAUUCCUGCGUCCCUCACGCUUGGAAUAACACGGGACAGUGUUCCCGCUGGUUUCGAACGAGUGUUGUGGUGUGGAUGCCGCCGAAGGCGUUCGCCUUGCGACCGCCUUUCAUCGGAGAUCAUCGCCGGAGAUACCCGCACCUCUUUCGCUGGACCCGCGCCCACCGUCCCGUCGUCGUCGUCUCCGCUGUGCCGUGUCGCCCCCGCUGGUGUCCGUCGGUAUAGUGGCGGUGCGCGUCGCGGAGUCGUGGUCGUCCUCGCCGGCAGGCCCUCGCGGCUGGCGUGCCCUGGGUCGCGGUGCGUGCAGCGCCCCGGGCCGGGCGCGUGAGACGCGCGGAGGUGGAGGCUCGAUGGCGCCCAUGCCGCCUCUGAGCGGCCUGCCGGCAGGCGACCACGCCGGCAGGCAACUCCACCGCGGCGGUGGCUCGCCGCCGGCGUCUUCGGCCGCCCCGGCGGACGCGCCGAGCUCGUCGUCGGGCUCGUCGCUUCUGCUCCGGGGAGUGCUCACCGCCUCGUCGGCCGGCCGCUACUUCGCCUGGCAUCCCAACAACGCGACGGAUGAGACAGAUGGCUCCGGGGAGCAGGGCGAAGAGGAAGAAAUCCACCGCAAAACCCAGCGAAGCAUCAGCGAAACCUACUUUGCAGUCAAGGGAACGGCGCUGGUGCUUCCUCAUGACGAGUCCAUGCACGUCUACCGCUGCUCCAACAACAACGUCGUGGCCGGCGACAUCAGGGCGCACCUGCAGUCUAUGCUGUACAUGCUACGGCGUGAAGACACGCUCAAAAUGGCGGUGAAGCUGGAGAGCGCCCACCCCGCGGGUCGCACCCGCUACCUGGUCGUGGUUUCCCGGACGGGCUCCCUGGGCGCCGAGGAGGCCUGCCUGCUGGGCAUCGACUGCAACUCGCGCACCACCAUCGGGCUCGUCAUUCCCGUCUGGGCCGACGCCCGCAUCACACUCGACGGGGACGGAGGUUUCAGCGUGACAUCUAGCAGCGGGCAUUACAUUUUCAAGCCGGUCUCCGUGCAGGCCAUGUGGUCUGCACUGCAGUCCCUGCACAAGGCGUGUGCCAAAGCACGGGAGUGCAACUACUUCCAGGGGGGCGGAACCCAUCAGUGGGUGCAGUACUAUGCCGAGAGGAUACAGUCGGACCAGUCCUGCCUCAACGAGUGGUACGUAACACUUCCUGCGGUUAUGAGCGGUCAGCUUUCGUAUUCAGCUACUAAUGGUGAUGCUCUUCAUUUUUCUUUUUCCUUUUUUUUUUCUCUCUCGUUCCAAAGGCAUGCGAUGGACGACUUGGUUUCCAAGAGGCCCCCGACGCCUGACUUCGAUCGCUCACGGUCAUCGCAAAAAGAAGAGACAGAAGCACUUAUCAGGAGCAAGUUGAAGGAGCUUAUGAUGUCUGUGGAUCUGGAUGAAGUGACCAGUAAAUUUAUGCGGUCCCGGCUGGAGGAGGAGCUGGACAUGAGCCUGCAGGAGUUCAAGUCCUUCAUCGACCAGGAGAUGCUUACCAUCCUGGGUCAGAUGGAUGCGGCGACGGAGAUCCUCGAAUACCUCUACCUUGGCUCUGAGUGGAAUGCCUCGAAUCUGGAGGAACUGAAAGACAAAGGGGUUGGCCACAUCCUCAAUGUUACGCGAGAAAUUGACAACUUCUAUCCGGGCCUGUUCGACUACUUCAACAUUCGUGUCUAUGAUGAUGAGACGACAGAAAUGCUCAAGCACUGGGAUAAGACCUACAAGUAUAUUGCGCAAGCCAAAGAGCAGGGCUCCAAAGUGUUGGUCCACUGCAAGAUGGGCAUCAGCCGUUCGGCGUCGGUGGUCAUUGCAUAUGUGAUGAAGGCCUAUGGCUGGGACCUCCGGCAGGCCCUCGACUUCGUCAAGACCCGCCGCAGCUGCAUCAAGCCAAAUUCGGGGUUCCUCAAACAGCUCGAGACAUACCAGGGCAUCCUGCACGCAAGCAAACAGCGGCACAACAGUAUCUGGCGCUCCAAGUCUGAAACCAACCUUAAGGACGAGCAGCCUGACCGUGGGGCAGGCAGGCGAGAGUGUCGAGCAGCAGCCUCUCAGGCGCUCGCCCUGGGAAGCAGCGGUGGAGGUCGUGGCAGCCCAGCCGACGCCAACAAUGUUGCGAGAAUCGGCGGCAGUCGUGGCAGUGCCUCCAACAGCCUGCUGGUCCCCGGUAGUGUGAGCCGGCCAAAGUCAUGGUCCCCAGAUGAUCUCGCCUCCGAGGUGUUCUUUGCUGCCAACAACAGCAACAACAACUCUGAAUGCAUGCCCACCCCCUGCCAUGUGGCCCUCGCAAAUGGAAGGACGAAAUCCUCUCGGAGGCGGACAGGGCGCCCUCGGUAUGGAACAGAUCCUUUGUGUUACACCAUACCCCACACCAGCGCCAUGUCGACACUUCAGCAAGUCCAAGCCACAGAACAAGAGAAGAAUGCAAAGAAUGCUGCUGCCAAUGGCACGAAGGCUGGCCUUCCCACUGUGGCUCCUGUGACACCCUCCAUGUGCUCACCCGCUGUCGUUGCCAUUACUGAUAAUGAGCAAGACCCUGGCUUACGCCGCGUUGCUUCGGUCAAGGAUCGCAUCUGCGAGCUGGAAUCGCAGGUUGGUGUCCCAAAAUCGGUGGCAGCUGGAGCAAAACAGGCAGUGAAGCCUGAAAUCCUCCGCAGUGGCACCGCCGAUUCACCAGCAGUGACAUGGUCAAACAAGCCACCAUCGGCAUUUUUAGGUGGACCUGCGAAAACCGGCACCUCUGAUGAGAACGCAGUAAACCUGUACAGCUGUCUACCAAGCUGUGGCGGAGGUGAGUCAUCGUCACUGGAGCUGCUAAGAGAUGUGCAGCCUGUGGCGUCCCAGACCAAGCCACUGACCCCAAAGCACAUGGCUGUGAUAGUGAAGUCGUCGCCCGCACCUUCUACCUGGACUCUGGGAGGUGGAGCUGGUGACUCCGAAAAGGAGCUAGAACCGGUGAUGAUAACAGUGGCACCACCUCCUAUAGCUAAGGAAGCUACCUUCUCCUCUGUGUUAAGGAGAAGUGUGGAAGACAGAUUGCCCACUUCGCAAGGUCCUGGGGGCAUUGCACUGCAAAGGUCAGCAACUGAUAUAGGCCUGCUGGCAUCCUCUAGUCAGGUGGUCUGCCGGCCGGCAGGCCGCCAUCACCCUUUGCUGCAUUGCGACUCUGAUGAUGCCGUUGUGUGCUCUGCAAGACCAUUGGCAGAGAUUUGCAAGCUACAGGUGGGUUUUGGUGAGGACAGGAGCCAGGGUGCCAUGUUGGAGGCACGCCGAGAUACCACAGUGGCUGUGAUGCCACAAUUGCCUCUCGUGGCAGAGCUUCAGGUGGAUGGCAAGAAAACCGAACUCCAUGAAGAGCGGACGGGACCGCCGGUAGAUCGCACUGGAGGGCUCCCAACUCGCUGCAAACUCCGCAAGGCGAAACCGUGCCUCGAAGAGAAGAGCUUCGCCCGUUCACUCUGCCUCGAAGGUGGCGCUUUUCCGUCACAAACACGUUCCACACCUUCCACGCCUCCGGAACAGCUGCCUGAUGGUUCUUCACCUAGCAGGCAGAUACUGCGUUCUCAGAGCCUGCGUUGUGAGCACCGGCCCAGAUCUCUUGCCCUGCCUGCUGCAUCAACAUGCAUGAGCGGGCGAAGUCCGCCCAAAAUUCUCGCCUUAGGAUCAGGCGAAGCUCAGCCUCUACCCUCAUUUUCAGCCAGUCCUGAAAUUAAGCACAGCAUGAGCACACCAUCAGUAAUGGAAGCCGUUAACGAAGUCCUCUGUGAGACGCGCCACGUCAUCUCCAAUGCCAUGCACUUUAUCCCCUGUGCUAACAGUUCGCCGGAAGCCUACUCGCCUCUGCUCUGUUCCGGUCAGGGUCUGGAACAUAUCGAAUCAAACAUCACUCCUGCAUCAGAACCGAGCGAAGUUCCCCAAGUGGGCAUUGUGCGACAGCAGAGAGCUGUGCUAGAAGGGCUGCAACCGCUGCGAGGCACCACAGUGGCAGUGCCUCCAGCAGCCAGAACUGACCGGAAGCCUCCGGUGGGGGACAGCACGGGACGCACGAAAAAAGAGCAAGCGCGAAUCAUCAAAGAACUCGGAAGCACCAUGCUUCCCAGUGUUACUGGUGACUCUCCAGCUCUCUGCAGCGGUAACAAUACCACCGAUCAGCAGCAGCAGCAGCAGCAGCCGCCGGAUGACGAUGAAUCUGCAGUCGGUGUAGUCAAGCGGCUCACCAAAGAGCUGGAGGCCAAGGCACGGAAUGGCAAGACUAAACCUGCUGGCAUUGCCGAGAGGCUCGUCAUUGUCGAAAGGAACAGCGGUGACAGCAACGAGCCGAUAAGUGGCAGCAGCUCGAGUACGCCCAACUCCCCCGUGUGUGAGCGCCAUGGUUGCACUCAGCCCCUACGCAAUCUUCGCGCCUUCUCGGAGGGCCGGCCCACUGGGCCAGACCUACUGCCAGUGCCUGCGGUUCCAGCCCCACCCACGCCAAACAGGUGUACCAGUCUCGAUGCUGAUAGACUUCGGAAGCUGUCGGCUAGUCGUAGCAUAACGGCACUGCUGGCGAGGGCACCACGAGCCGGUGAAUCCUCGCCGCCGGCGAUGGUCACUGCUACACCCACCGUGGCGCUUAUUGCUACCAUGCCAGCACCGGCACCUGUUGGCAAUGCUACCACUACCUUGCCUGGUGGCCUCCAGAGAAAAGUGCGCAAGCAACAAGGCAAAACUCACCCGCUGAGCAAACUGACCGUGCGGCAAAGGCAUGCCAACCCGCUGUACAACACCAUGUGAUGAUCCCCUCCCCACCCCCACCUUUUUACAUUGUGGUGCGUGUGUGUGCAUGCACACACGCAGGCCUCACCUUUUCCUGUUUUCCAACACCCCUUUUUCCAAAUUUUUUUUCUCUUUCAUUCUUGUUCCACAGCCUUACUUCCCAGAAAUACUUGUGUUGGUAGGUGUGGUGGACAUUGUAAAAUUCUCUGGAUGUAGACUUGUUUACCCCAUUUUUGUUAGCUCCUAUGAAUGUAUGUAUGUGCGCUUGUGUGUGUGUGAUGUUCGCCCCCCGCCUCCACCGCUGUACAGAAAGAGAAAUGAGUGUAUGUUAUUUUUGUUUGUGCAUGUUGGAGUAGACGUUGCUUAUGUGUGACCACUUUUCUCUGUCCAUGUGAACAGAAACUUUGUGGCAUUCAGUCAAGGCCAGUAGUGCCCUGCCACAUCUCUUCUGAUGCUUCCCUUUUUCCUUCCAUUCAACUCCUCCCAAACAGUCGCUGUCCCCCUUCUCAGCAGCCUGUUUCAUUCUUGAACAUGCUUAUCUAAGGAUGUCCCGAGUACGUCCACAAAUGCGAAUUAACAAUUUCACGCCGCAAAAUUAUGCUGCGUGAAUGAGCCUCGACAAGGGCCGCUCCCCUUCCCCUGGGAAGUCUUGAAACAUUUAGUAAAAUCUCUCUAGAACAUCAGCUGCCAUCCCCCCUCUGAAUUCAGAGACGUGCUUGCCUUACUCAUGAGCGUCUUUUGAAGUCUGGAAUGCAACAGCUUAUUUGCCUGCUCAGUUCCCAUUUUGCAGGAGUGAUGCUUGUGCAUAAUAUGUGACAAAUGCUUUUGACUGCCGAUGAACAAAGGGUUCAGUAGUUUCUUGUCUCAGGCACUUCACCAGGCAUACUUGCCAAGCCAAUUUGGCUGAGCUCAAUGGUUGUGCCGAGGGAAAUCCAGUUGUGCCCUUGCUUACAUAGAUGCAAGCUGCGAAAACAAGAAGACCACCCAAAUUUCCUGUGAAGUCUGGAUAUACCGAACUGUCUUUUCUUAUUUGUUUGUUUUGUUUUUGCAGAUGUCAUUGUUUUACAUCCUUUGUUGCUAAUUAUUGGGACUAACAAAUGAACUAAAGUGCCUGAGGCAAGGAUAUGAGGCACCGCACUGCAUUUUACUUGCCAUUCUGCACAAAGCUGUUCUUAUGCAUCUUGGGCAGUUCUUGCACAUUCCGAAACCAAAGCAUAGGGCUUCACAAUUGUACUGGAGCCUGAUUACUCACUUUAGACAGGUGGGUUGCAUGAGCAUAAUAUUUACACACAACUUUGACACAACUGUUCACGGGUCCCUUUUGCUUUACUCAUGAAAGGGGCUUGCUGGCGAGAAACUUGUCGAUACGAGUAGCUGCACAUGCACGUCUUUAUUUCCUGUUCAUUCUUUUGGGGAGGGGGGGGGUUCAGUUUGAUAGGGUCAAUUUGUCCUGUGCUAUUCUGCAGGGCAGGAUUCUGGUAGAGCACUGAUGAAUAAUUGCAGUGAUAUGAGCUGAUAAACAGUAUACUUCAGGAGACAUCCACCAUCUCAUUUCUGCAAUUUUGGCAUUGCUGUACACUCAUGUUACUUACUACAAGCUUUGUUCAACACACCUGAGCAACACACCCGAGAACCUGCAUAGUCAUUAUCUAAGCAGUUAGACAUUUCAAAAUUUUCGCCUAAUCUACUGGUUCUUACACAUUGAAAUCUCUCAUUUACAAUGUGUAUAUAAUGUUAUGGCAACUUAGCAUAAUGGUGCACUUCGUUUUUUUUUUCUGCUGAAUAAGUAUUGUACUACUGACACGAACACAUUUUUUUUUUUUUUAGAAGCAUUGAUUCUGUGAUUCCUAGCCAUGGUGGAGAGAGAAACCAAUCGCAAUAUUUAUGGUAAAAAUCCCCCAGUGGUUUUCACCAGUUCUGUCAGUUCCAAAUUGUCCAGUCCCACUUGACCUCAAGUAGGAAUUUUGGCAUGAACCACUUUCACCCAUCGGGGCCAGUUAGCGUUAAAUAUUUUCACCUACACCAUUUUGACAAGAUGGGCUGGGUUGUCAACAAACUGGACACCACGCAUCCGCUGCAAUGUUCUAUCUUCAUGCGAGAUUUGAGUUAAGAUUCUUAGUAGCUAACGCAUCAUUAUUUUUUUUAGUUUGUGGAACAAUGUCUCAGCUGAGGCACACGAGAGUGUGCACAGGAACAGCAUGUCACACAUUCUUGCAGUUUAUGAGCAUACCUCGUCAACUGGUGCAAGCUACCGUCGGGAUGUUGCUGUAAACCAUGCAUUGAUGCCGUGCCAGCUAUUGAAAAACACUGCGAGAACAGAAACGUGCUGCACAAUUGCUUGAUCGCGUCAUCCUCUUGCUGUGUAGCUUUGAGUGAACGCUAGCUGCGCAUUGCAUUUGAUUGCACUUGAUUUGCAAGGCUGCCGUUAACAAAACACUGCCCAUAGAAGCAAAGUCACUACGUGCAUUUUGCAUUGUCUUCAUUUUCUUCCCUGCUGGCCUUUUUUCUUUCAUGUUUGCUCUAGUGAGAGAAAUGCAGACGCAUGUGCUUGGUGCAACUUCAACUCAUGCUCUGAGUUUCCAUGCCCACCUUUUCUAGUUCUAAGAAAGAAGAGACAGAAAAUGUGCCAUACAAUGUUUACAGCUGUUGUAGCUUCACCGCUCUUACGCUUGCCGUCGACCCAAAGUUGUCUCUGCCUUGUUGUUCCUUUUAAUUUACUUCCUUCUCUUGUCUGUCGUUUUUGUUUCCUGUUUCUGUCCCACCCUUGUCGUUCCUUCUCCUUUGCUGCAUGGCGUGAAAGCUGCAGAGAAAAAGCACGUCUUGUGCAUCUGGAGAAAGUUGAGAGAGAGAGAGAGAGGAGUGCCUGAGGUUGGUGAAGUGUAUGAUGUACGUGCGCUAGGCCGAAAGAAAUUAUUUAAGAAAAUCGGAAGAGUAUUCUUCUGAAAUAAAAACGAUUUUAGCCA